Messenger RNA from Syngnathus acus (greater pipefish), 639 nucleotides. Its product is annotated as gamma-interferon-inducible lysosomal thiol reductase-like. The transcript is spliced from 7 exons. NCBI's taxonomy places the organism in Eukaryota, Metazoa, Chordata, Actinopteri, Syngnathiformes, Syngnathidae. The coding region runs from base 1 to 639 and encodes 212 amino acids. The record is from RefSeq and is a predicted model, not a curated record. Gene Ontology annotation, molecular function: oxidoreductase activity, acting on a sulfur group of donors, disulfide as acceptor. Gene Ontology annotation, cellular component: lysosome.
AUGAAGGUUUUGAAACAGUGUCACCACGCCAACUUGACCAAGGCACGCCAGGCAGGGGAACCUGUCCAGUUGGAUGUCUACUAUGAAAGUCUGUGUCCCGACUGCAUACUGUAUCUCACGCGGGUGCUGUACCCCACAUGGGUGUUGCUACAGGACAUCCUUUCUGUCCACCUGGUUCCCUUUGGCAAUGCACAGGAAUCAUCCAGUGGUAGCAAGUAUGUAUUUAAGUGCCAACAUGGAGAACAGGAGUGCCUUGGCAAUAUGAUUCAGACGUGUUUGUUGAACAUGAGCGACAAUGCCUUCCUCAUUAUCUUCUGCAUGGAGGCCUCCACUGAUGUUAUUGCAUCUGCUAAGAGUUGUGUUAAUCUUUACAGUCCUCAACUGAGCUGGGAUCGCCUCAUGAGCUGUGUGGAUGGAGACGUCGGAAACCAGCUGAUGCAUCAGAACGCCUUGAGGACCAAUGCUUUGGAUCCUCCGCAUACGUUUGUACCCUGGGUGACCAUUAAUGGGGUGCACACAGAUGACCUGCAGAAGAAAGCCACAACUUCUCUCUUCCCGUUUAUCUGCAGCAUGUACAAGGGCAUCAAGCCCGUGGUCUGUGGAGAGACAGAAGCAUCUACCGGCGGCUCUUUACAAUAA